Messenger RNA from Rhincodon typus (whale shark), 609 nucleotides. RefSeq names its product prolyl-tRNA synthetase domain containing 1 (gene prorsd1). The coding region runs from base 58 to 570 and encodes 170 amino acids. Lineage: Eukaryota; Metazoa; Chordata; Chondrichthyes; Orectolobiformes; Rhincodontidae. The transcript is spliced from 2 exons. Gene Ontology annotation, molecular function: aminoacyl-tRNA deacylase activity. The record is from RefSeq and is a predicted model, not a curated record.
ACGUGGCUCUUGCAGGGACACACUCUUCCGCAGCAGCAGUAGAAUAACCGGCGAGAAAUGGCUGCAGCCGAGUUGCGCAAAGAGCUAGAAGAUUAUUUGAAAGGGCUGAACAUCGAGACUGUGUGUGAGGAACAUCCUGAGGUGUUCACUGUUGAAGCCAUGAUGCCUUACGUACAACACCUUAAAGGGGCACACAGUAAGAAUCUGUUUCUGAAAGACAAGAAGAAAAAAAGCUUAUGGUUAGUGACAGUCUUAUACAACAGACAAAUCAACUUAAAUGACCUUGCAAAGAAGCUUGGCUGUGGAAGUGGAAAUCUGCGCUUUGCAGACGAAGGAACAAUGCUGGAAAAAUUAAAAGUUGGUCAAGGUUGCGCAACACCUCUUGCUUUGUUUUGUGAUAAACAAGGUGAUGUAAAAUUUGUGUUAGAUUCAAACUUUGUGGAUGGAGGACAUGAAAGAAUCUAUUUUCACCCAAUGAUUAAUUCAGCCACUAUGGGUAUAAAGCCUGUAGACUUCUUGCAUUUUGUAAAGGAAACAGGACAUGAACCUACAAUUGUAAAUUUUGAUUAAAAUAGAAACAAAAGCUUAAAUAAAAUGACUUGCAACUGA